Epinephelus fuscoguttatus (brown-marbled grouper) is the source of this 4810-nucleotide messenger RNA. Its product is annotated as claspin. Bases 226 to 4329 code for a protein of 1367 amino acids. Gene Ontology annotation, biological process: activation of protein kinase activity; mitotic G2 DNA damage checkpoint signaling; mitotic DNA replication checkpoint signaling. The transcript has 24 exons. Lineage: Eukaryota; Metazoa; Chordata; Actinopteri; Perciformes; Serranidae. Gene Ontology annotation, molecular function: anaphase-promoting complex binding. The record is from RefSeq and is a predicted model, not a curated record.
ACGGCGCGCGAAAGAUCAAAAUUUCUAUUCGGUGUGUCGGCAUCAGGCGGGAGGAAGAGAAACAGCCCGGCUAAACACUUUCUAAAUGUGCUUUAAAAGUCUUAAAUAGCCUUUGUCGCGCAGACAUUUGCUUAUCGACGUCUGUUGUGGCUGCCGAGAGUCGACGAAGCGUCGUCUCCGCUGGAGUGUUUUACAAAAAGAGCGUAAAGUAACCGGCGGACAAAGAUGAGCCUGGUCGUUUCUCAACAACAGGCCGAGGGGCUCCCAGCUGUGGUCCAAACAGCAACAGAGAGUGAUUCAGACAGCGGGAUGGGCUCUCCAGCAGAGGAGAUGGUCACAGAGACAGCCAACAAAAGAGAGGAGCUUCCAGAUUCUGAUGAUGAUGAUGAAGAUAUCACAGUACACAGAAAGCCUCAUCGUAACGCCAUCAGAGACAGUGACAGCGAGGAAGAGGGGGCAGCUGCGGAGAACAGUGUACACAUGGCCGAAGCACUGUUCUUAUCUGCUUCCAGCGGAGAGGAGAUGGAGACCGGAGAGGCAGAGGAGAAGGAUAAGAGGAAAGAGGGAGGGCCGCAGAAGAGCAAGAGAAUAAGCCGUGCUCCCAUUGACAGCGACGACAGCGAGCCCGAGCAAGAGAAAUGUGGAGAAAUGGAGGAGCAGCAGCAGGAGGAGGUGAGCAAGGAAGGGAAAUCAAAGAAGGACGGAAAGAAGAGAGAGAAGAGCCAGAGGCACCGGGAGAAAAAGGAGAAGCGUAGCAAAGCAGUGGAAAAAGUGAAGAAGAAGAAGGAGAGUGUCUCUGAAAUGAAUGAGAACGCGCCGCUCUCUCGGGGUCUGAAUGACAGUGGAUGUCCGCUGGGUGACACAGAUCUGUUUGACACUGGUCUGGAUGAAGAGGAAGAGGAGGAAGAAGAGUCUCUGGAGGCCAUCCGUGCCGCUGUCAAGCAAAAGAUGAAAAAGCAUAAGGAUCCUCUCCUGGAUGAGGAGGAGGAUGAGGAUGAGGAGGCACCAGAGAAACCCCAGCGUGUGGAGAGGAAAGCUGCACGCGCCAGCAAAGACGCAAUGAAGCAGCUCCACAGUGAAUCUCAGAGGCUGAUCAGAGAGUCGACACUUGGUCUGCCCUACCACAUCCCUGAACCGAAGACCAUCGACCAGUUCUUUAAGAAGAGAGCCAGGCCAGAGGGUCCUGCCAUGGCGUUGUUGAAAUCUACAAAGUAUUCAGCCAUGAUGUUGGAGACGCCAGCAGCUCCUCCUCCUCCUCCUCCCACCACCAACCCACCCAGCGAGCCUCUGCAGCCGUCCACAGAGCAGGACUCCUCUCCCUCUCUAGAUCUGUCGUCCACUCAGAUGCAGCCCAUACCUCAUCCUGCCGCCACCUCGUCCCCACAGCAGGAGAGCCUCAACCAGAGUAUGGAGACAACAGCAAUCCAAGAUCCCGACCAGGAAUCUGGACCGAUGCUUUACCUCUCUGAGAGCCUGCAGGAGUCACUCACAACGGAUGAAGCAGUAAGACCUGCUUCUGACUCUGGAGAAAACGCUGCUCCUGCAUCCCUGAAGCAAAGCCAGGCUGCAGUCGUGUCUGAAUCUGACACCCUGCAGAAAGAAGCUGGAUCUGGGGCUUCAGUAGAGCCUUUAGCCGCUCAGGGUGGGAGCACUGAGUCGUCAGCACAGCAACCUGCCAAACCCAAGAAGGACAAAUUGGCCAGACUGAAGGAGCUUGGACUGGACCCCCCGCCUGUUGCCAAAUUGUGUCCAGACGAUGGAGCCUUCAUUCAGCUCGAGCCUCCACAGCUCAACCCUGGUCUGGAGGCCCUGAAGGAGCGCUACCUGCGUCACGUCAAGGCGCCCGUACGCCCUCAAGGAGAGCGCACUAUGCAGCUCAACAUCAUCCGCAAAGACAGCACCCCAUCUGGCCAGGAAGAGUUGCACACUGAGUCCGUCACUGUCACUGUUAAAGAGGGAGCAGAGGAGCCUGUUGUUGCCAAACCAGGAGAGAAACUGCUGACUCUGAAGCAGCGCCUGCAACAUGCCAUGGCCCAAAAGAGACAGGAGGAGAGGGCACGGAAGGCCGAGCUGAAUCGCCUUGACAAUGAAGACUGCGGGGAGGAGGAAGAGGAGGAGGAAGAGAUGACUGAUGAGUCUGAGGAUGAAGAGAAUGUAGAUGACUUACUGGGAGGUGGUGAUGAUGGGGAGGAAGAAGAGAAGGAGCAUGAAGAUGAGGAAAGCAGCAUUGCCCAGAGUAUCAGGAGCCCCUCUCCUGUGGCACUGAACAGAGCCUCGCUAACUCCUGACCUAAUAAACACAGAAGGGACACUCAUGCUGUUUCCCGGCAACUCAUGCUCUCGCACCGGUGAUGGUGUAAGAAGGCCUGUUCCUGCUGGACAAGACAGCAGCAAUAAGAUGGAAGAGGACGACUCUCUGUCCCUAGUGAAGGACAACAGCCACAACAGCAGCUUUGAGCUCGCAGGAUCUAUGAUAACCUCCUACCAGCCCAUCAAUAAUCAGCGCUCUGCAGGAAGAAGUGUCUCCAACUCCUCCAUUUUCCGCUCCCCUUCUCCCUGCCUCUUCAGGCCCAGCUUCCUCGGCUCGGCCUCCAAGAGUUCAGGCAAACUCUCCGAGCCCUCUCUCUGCCUCCCUGUUGAGGACUCCCAAGACUUGUAUGCACCGCCGUCCCCAGGAGCAGAUUCAGGGCCCCUGGGUGGAACAGCUUCCGGCCCCGGUCUUGGAGGAGACUCCCAGGGUCGCUUCUCCCUGGAGGACGACACCCAUUCCCAGUUACUCGAUGCGGAUGGCUUCUUAAACGUCGGGCCUCGGCCCGGCGCCCCUCGCUCCCACAAGAGACAGUUGAUCCUGGACAGCAUGGAUGAAAAUGCGAUGGAUGCCAACAUGGGGGAGCUGUUGGGGCUGUGCUCAGGUGUCUUUGGGACAGCAGAGAGCAGCUCAGGUAGGGCAGGAAGCCUCGGAGCAACACAGGAGGACGAGCUGCUCGGGUUGUGCUCUGGGGCGUUUCCACAAACACAGACAGGAGAGGAGCAGGUGGAAAUGGAGAAGAGUAAGGAGAGAGGACAGGAUGAAGAAUCUGACAAUACCAUGGAUACUCUGCUGGGGCUGUGUUCAGGGAAAUUUUCCAGUCCAGGUUCUGCUCACAUGGCUUCACCAGCACAAGACAGUAAAAAGAAGCCAGAGGAGGAAGAGCAGCAUGAGGAGGAGGAAGAAGAGGACUGUGAGUUUCGUCUUCUGUCAGAUGUGGAAAGUCACAGUGAGCAGGAGGACAGUGAUGAGGAUGGCAAAGAGGAAAACGAGGAGGAGGAUGGAGGUGGAGAGGAUGACGAGGCAGAUGCCGGUGAGGAAGAGGACAAUGAAGUAGAGGAGGAGGAGAUGCAGGGUGUCUUUGCACCACACCGGGUCAAGAAGAAGAAGAAAAUGCGUUUGACCGACUAUCUGGAGUCAGAGGCCGAGCUGUCCGGCAGUGAUGUGGGCAGCGAUGAUGAGGACGGCGACAGAGGAAGCGAAUACGAGGAAGAGGAGCUUCUUGAAGACCUUCCCUCUGAUGAAGAGCUGCAGGACCAGGUCAACAAGAUCCACAUGAAACAGGUCAUGGAUGAUGACAAGCGUCGUCUGAGGCUCUACCAGGAGCGCUACCUUGCUGACGGAGACCUGCACUCUGAUGGCCCGGGACGAGCUCGCCAAUUCCGUUGGAAAAAUAUGGAUAAUGGUUUCGACACAGGCAGGACGGGAGCAGAGGACGAAGAAGACGAGGACGAAGAUGAUGACGUGGACCUGUCUGAGGUCCAGAGGAGGAAAGAGAGACUAGAGAGAGAACAGUGGCUCAGAGAACAGUCUGAGCAGAAAGCCAAGAAGGGGGAAGAUUUGGACGCGGAUGAUGAGAAGAUUGGAGAUGAAGACAGUCAGUUCAUGAAGCUGGCCAAGAAACUGACUGCCAAGACUCUGCAGAGAAAAGCAGAGCCCCCUGUGGCACCGCAACCAGAGAAGAAGACGACAGCAGCUCUCAACCCCUUCCAGAGGCCCUUGCAGCCUUUACAGGUGAGGAGAGGGUCACUGCUGAGUCAGCCUCACUCCGUCCUUCAGAAGCUGGCGUCGAUCUCGGAGGGGAAUCCUCUGGCGCCCAGAAACAGCAGAGGAUUCCUGUUUCAGACUCUGUCUCCUGAGAAGGACAAGUCCACCUCAGACGCUCCGCAGAAACAGAUGAUGAAGAAGAGGGGGUCAGUGGAAGCAGUGAACCCAGCAGCGAAGAGGGUCUGCAGGGAGAACAGACCUGCAGCACAGACUAAAGGCCCCCAGAGGAGCAUCUUCAACUUCCUGGACCACUGAUCUGUCACAAUACACUAACUGAAUGAUGAUCAUCAGCAUGCUGGGAAGCAAACUGAUAAAGGGCAGACAUUACCAGCCACGUCCAGUAUUUCACCAGCCAGUAAGACUUCAGACAUGAAGGAGGUGGUAAAAUGAUGAUUACGUACCAAUGUGGCUGGUAGACGUCCUCUGUGUCACUUCUGAAACACAGAUGCUUGUAUGUGUGUUUGCGUGUUUACAUUGCCUUAUAAUGGCAAACUAAAGCACACCACUCAGGCAUCUCUUUCUCUUGUUUGGCUUUUGUGUGUAAAUUUUAAAUCCGUGAUGUCAUCAGAAGCAUUGAUCUGUCACACCAUACUUGACCUUAAUUUGGACUUUCUGACAGAAGUCCAUGUUUUAUCAUGUAAAUAGGAUUGAUUUUGUUUUUUAUGGUUAGGGAAGAUUUGUAUGAUGAUUUAAAUGUAUUUGUUUUACGUUGUAAAUAAAAGUGUAUUUUAAGACA